UACUAGAGCGAAGCACUAACACGAAACGGACGACAUUUUGGCUCUGUAAUACACAGACGAUCGGUUGAUUAAUAUAAGCGUUUUAAAGCACAGUUUAAAUUAAGCUGAUUUAUCAAUCUAUUGACAACCUAAACAAGUAAUGUAGCUCUUACGCAGGUUGUUACGGACCGAAGCCGUAAUUUAAUCUGCUUCACCACCAAACUAACAGCCCUGUGUGCAGACGUGCAUGCGCUAAUGUUAGUUUCCGUAAUGCUGAAAAACAGACUUGUGUGCGGUCUAUGACUCGGUAAGUAUGGAGGGGUCCGACGACGAGCGGUCCGGUUGUGAAGGCGAGUACACGCUGAGUAACUCGCCACGGAAAGAAGUCAAGGGAGAAAACAGGGAGGGCGCGGCAGCCCUUGGAGCGACUUCUUCGUUUGGCUUCUCGGGUAUUGACACCUUGAGCGCGCUGAAGCUCCACAGAAGCAACCAGGCGACAGAGAAAAGCAUCCGCUAUCUACACACUUUAUGGAGUCCGGGUGCGUUAUUUCAGGCCCAACCGGCUGGAGGCAAAAUGACGGCGAGCAGAGUGAGGAGGCUGGGUAGAGCCCGGAGAAACAUGGGACCUAUAGGCAAAGACAUCUACGCUGUGAAGAGGCUCAGAGAAGCAGCCAAUGGCAGCGACAUAGACACUGUUCGAAGGUUAUUGCAGGAUGGUGUUGACCCCUGCGCUGCAGACGAUAAGGGAAGAACUGCUUUACAUUUCUCCUCCUGCAAUGGCAAUGAGAGUAUUGUUCAGCUGUUGCUAAGCCAUGGGGCCGAUCCAAACCAGCGAGACAGCCUUGGGAACACGCCUCUCCAUCUUGCUGCCUGUACCAACCAUGUGCCUGUCAUCACUACCUUGUUAAGAGGAGGUGCUCGUGUAGACGCAUUGGAUCGUGCAGGAAGAACUCCUUUACAUCUUGCCCGCUCGAAACUCAACAUAUUGCAGGAGGGAGAGUCCCGAAGCUUGGAAACCCUACGAGGGGAAGUAACUCAGAUUAUUCAGAUGCUGCGUGAAUACCUGAACGUGAUGGGAGACAGUGAGGAACGAGAGAGGCUGGAACAUAUUUCUACCCAACUGCAACACACCCGCACUAAAGAACAGGUGGAUGAGGUGACUGACUUACUGGCCAGCUUCACAUCUCUAAGUCUACAAAUGCAGAAUAUGGGAGACAGGUAGAGGAGAACAUGGAGGCUUACAGAAAACCGAACGAGGGCUGGAUGCGUGGAAAAGUACCUGAGAUAUUUAUUUACGUGACACACAAUGUAUAAUUUUAAUGAUCUGGUCAAUUGUGCAAAAUGUAUGACAAAAAUCAAUGGCCUCUAAACACAUCAUUGAGAUUUCUUUUUUAAAAGAAAGUUCUGUUUUGCAUUGUCUGUAUAUCUGUUAAUUCAUUGUACAUUGUGUAAACCUUUGUUUGAUGUUGAACAUGUAUCGGACAACGACAAUAAAAAAAAAUGAUGUCCAAA
Molecule: messenger RNA, 1491 nt
Organism: Silurus meridionalis
Lineage: Eukaryota; Metazoa; Chordata; Actinopteri; Siluriformes; Siluridae
Gene: ankrd54
Product: ankyrin repeat domain 54
Exons: 8
Coding region: 293-1201 (302 amino acids)
Molecular function (GO): protein binding
Source: RefSeq, a predicted model, not a curated record